This is a messenger RNA of Solea solea (common sole), 2205 nucleotides long. RefSeq names its product P2Y purinoceptor 1-like. The transcript has a single exon. Gene Ontology annotation, molecular function: neuropeptide receptor activity. Gene Ontology annotation, biological process: G protein-coupled receptor signaling pathway. Lineage: Eukaryota; Metazoa; Chordata; Actinopteri; Pleuronectiformes; Soleidae. Gene Ontology annotation, cellular component: membrane. The record is from RefSeq and is a predicted model, not a curated record. Bases 324 to 1280 code for a protein of 318 amino acids.
UGCUAAUUUCAUAAUGUACAUGCUAAUUUCAUAAUGUGAGUAAAUGAAACAACACGUGAAAACAUGGGGUUUAAAAGACUGGAGUCACAAAGACGAGAAACUGACACAAACUGGGCAUGAGUUAUACUGUAGAUCUGUAAUAUCCGCAUGUGCACAAAAAGUCACAAAACAAUUCAUAUGUGGACGGAAACACUCAUCUGUGACUUCACACCCUCAGACUUCACACAGCAGGGUCUUAAACAGGAACUCGUUUAGUUUCACCUCUCUUGUACAGAGCAUUCAAGUAGAAAACAAUAGAUAGUGACAGAGAUAGUGAGGACAGAAUGAAUAAAACCUGCGCUAAAAUAACCAUAGAUAUUGAAUACACAUUCCUGCCUUCUGUGUAUCUCUUAGUAUUUAUCAUUGGCCUCAUUGCAAAUGGAUGGGGAAUGAAAUCCUUGCCGCGGAAAUGGAAGAAACUGGGAAACAUCAAUCUGUUUGUUUUUAACCUUGGACUUGCAAAUAUUCUGUAUCUGCCCACGCUUCCAUUUUUGGUGAAUUAUUACUUUCGAAGGAGUGAAUGGAUCUUUGGAGCUACAUUCUGCAAGAUAACAAGAUUCUGCUUCAACCUGAAUUUAUAUGGCACCAUCGGGUUCCUUACUUGUAUCAGUGUGUACAGGUACCUGGCUAUUGUUCAUCCUUUGAAAGUAUUGGGAAGAAUAACCGUCAAGCAUUCAGUCGCUGUCUCAGUCCUGGUUUGGCUGUUGGUGGGUGCCCAAAGUCUUCCAGACAUGUUCUACUCCAAAACCAAAGAGGGCAAAAACAAAUGCUAUCACACCACUUCUACAAGGUAUGUUGAGGAUUAUCUGAAAUACAGCCUUGGAUGGACACUGACUGGAUUUUGUAUCCCAUUCCUCAUCACACUGGGCUGUUAUGGACAUGUGAUUGUUGUGGUCUUCCGCAGAAAUACCACUGACAAGAUACUCAAACAAAGAAUCUUAAGGUUUUUGUUCAUCUUGAUUAUCCUUUUCUCAGUUUGCUACAUCCCCUAUCACAUAUUGAAGAAUCUCACCCUCACAUCAAGAGUUCUGGAAAAACAGAGGAUCUGCCAUGGAUGGUCCAAUGGAGUCUACAUUGCUCAUCAGAUAAGUCGAGGCCUUGUGUGUUUGAACAGUGCUCUCAACCCUCUGGUUUACCUGCAUGACAGUGAGGACAUUCCUGCUCAGUUCAGACGGCUGCUGCAGCGAGUCUCUCACAUGUUCCACUUUUCGCCCGUGGCACAAAAUGCACCCGAAGUUUAAAAUUUAGUGAAUAGGUUGGUCAGCUGCUCAAAAUGAGUGAAAUGUUUUCAGUUCAAGUGUUGGUCAUGAACCUGUUGCCACAUGUUGUCAAACCUCUCAAAUAAGAAGAAAGAAAAUGAGAGAGUCCACAGCUCUUAAAUUGUCACUCUUCAAGCUAGAACAGGUUGUGGGAAAGACAAGAAUGACAUGUUGUUUAAAGUGUUUAAAUGUUAUUUAACACUUAUCCACUCAUGUUCAGUGCAAUACUACUAUGGCUCAUUUACAAACAAUGUUUUUAGUAGUUUCUAGACUUUUUUUGUGGUUUAACAUAAAACAUCAAAGCAGAGCUCUGACCCAGUUUCUUUUACAAAGAACAGAAGAGGAACUGCAUCAAUUUAGAAGAAAAAAGAAUCUACCGUAGAUGCGUCCUAUUUUCAUUUAAGUGGCACCAAAGCAGAUGUUUUGUUCUCAUGCCAAUGUAACGGAUGCAUACAAGUAAAGCCUGUUAUGCUUAAAUCCAAAUCUCCAACAAACACCUACCUUUCUUUUAAAUCACUGUACUCUUCUUUGGUCUGGUUAUCAUCGUUAUCAUAUCAUCUGGGUGACGGGUGACUCUUCUCACCCUUCAGAUUUUUUGUAUCUGAUCAAAACCCCAAUUUUGGUUGCAUAACUACUUCAGACAAAUUGACCUUUGGAGCCAGAUUGUGUGAUAUAGAUUUUUCCCUCAAAAUGCCUUUGCAGGACAAUUGUGUGUGCACACACUGUAACCAGAAUAGUGUUUGUCUCACUUGAAUUACAGAGGAAACCUGUAAACUAUGAUAGAUUUUUACAGCUGACUUGGUACAAUCCAAGUUCUCUAAUAACAAAGCUGUUUUUCUUGCACCAUUAGACUUCUUAAUUUUAUUUUUUUCACUAAUACAUACCUAAGUUGUAAUUAUUCUUCACU